This is a messenger RNA of Racocetra persica, 366 nucleotides long. The record is from the annotation of a GenBank genome assembly. NCBI's taxonomy places the organism in Eukaryota, Fungi, Glomeromycota, Glomeromycetes, Diversisporales, Gigasporaceae.
AUGGCUACUAAUACUGAUUUAGCCAAAGCCAAAGGGAGUGCAGAAACUUAUGCUGUAAAAUAUUUUUUACAGAAGUUCUUUUUACUUCCCGUGGAUAGUAAUUUGGAUCCGGAUGCUUUUGAUGGUUCAGGGGUAGAGUCUACCAAGUUGCCUCCCAAACAGACUAUUAGUAGUCAGCAAGUAGAAAGUUUAAUAAAUCUUUUUAGAACUAAAACUGCGGAUAAUAAAGAAAGGCAAACGGCUUUUUUAAAUGAGUUGGAUAAAGUGUUGGAGAAAAGAGGAAUUAAAGAGAAAACUACUAGUGGGAAUUUUAGGGAGAGAUUGUCAGGUUUGAUGCCUGUGGAUUAUCAGAUUCUGUAUAAUUGA